Molecule: messenger RNA, 2751 nt
Organism: Hypanus sabinus (Atlantic stingray)
Lineage: Eukaryota; Metazoa; Chordata; Chondrichthyes; Myliobatiformes; Dasyatidae
Gene: nup58
Product: nucleoporin 58
Exons: 16
Coding region: 314-2083 (589 amino acids)
Biological process (GO): nucleocytoplasmic transport
Cellular component (GO): nuclear pore
Molecular function (GO): structural constituent of nuclear pore
Source: RefSeq, a predicted model, not a curated record
CCGGUGAUUCUCACUCAAACCCGCCUCCAACGCUGAACAAUUUGGUCCUCCAGUAUCCCAGCAAACCCCAGCGAGGGGCCGGCGAUUUCCGGAAUUUUCUCCGCCUGUUCAGGCGAACGGCAGGAAACCCGCCGGAUCAAUGAUUAGUUUAAAAAUAAACACCGGUAACUUGUAUGGUAGAUUCAUUUCCCCUGAAUCGAACUGGUUUUCUUGCAGACAUUUUACCCCUCGUCGGGUCGGGGGUACUUUGUUCUCCGCCUGCGGAGGAAGCGGCGCCGGACCGGCCGGGCUGUAAACCACCAGCAGAUACAGAAUGACGACUGGAUUCGGAUUCGGCACGGCGGGCACCACCACUGGUGGCGGCUUCGGCCUCGGAGCUUCCAGUAAUACCAGUGGUACUGGAUUUAAUUUUGGAAAUCUUGGUACUACUGCUGCAACCACAACCACAACAGCAUCUGCAUUUGGAGGCCUUGGUGGUGGACUGUUUGGACAGAAACCAACUACUGGAUUCUCGUUUGGUGCCACCCCAACCGGAACUACAACAGCAGCAACUACAGGAUUAACCUUGGGAGCACCCACAACUACAACUUCAACUGGUUUUGGUUUAGGAUUCAACAAACCAGCUGGUUCAGCAACACCUUUUGCAAUGCCUGUUGUACCUUCUGCAGCAGGAGGACUCUGCCUUUCAUCUGCAUUGCCAGCAUCUACCGCAGGUUCGACAGCAUUUGCAUUAAAUUUAGGCGGAACCCCUGCUUCCACUGCAUCGGUACCCACAGGCCUGACUUUGGGAGGGGCUUUAACUGGUUUAGGUGGCAACCUCUUUCAAGGUACAAGUGCCUCAACUGCAGGACUUGGACAACCACUAGGUUUAAAUCUUGGUGUAUCUACAGUUGCUCCCACCACUACAGCUAGUGAAGGACUUGGUGGAAUAGACUUCAGUGGAUCUUCUGAUAAGAAAAAUGAUAAAUGUUCAACUGGAAAUAGAACUGAUGAAAGCAAAGCUCUUAAGGAUGAAAAUUUACCACCUGUUAUCUGUCAGGAUGUGGAAAACUUUCAGAAAUUUGUAAAAGAACAAAAACAGGUACAAGAAGAGAUCAGCCGAAUGUCUUUUAAAGCAAUGCUGAAAGUACAAGAAGAUAUCAAAGCAUUGAAACAGUUGCUGGCUGUGGUUGCCAGUGGACUUCAGAGGGAUUCACUUGCCAUUGACAAACUCAAGAUAGAAUCUGCACAGGAGCUUAAAAAUGCUGAAAUAGCACUAAGAACACAAAAGAUACCACCAGGACUUCAGCAUGAAAAUACAGCACCAACUGACUAUUUCAGGCAAUUGGUGGAACAGUUUGAGGUUCAGUUACAGCAGUAUCGACAGCAAAUAGAGGAGCUGGAAAAUCACCUUGCUACACAGGCUAACAGCUCUCAUAUGACUCCACAAGACUUGUCUCUUGCAAUGCAGAAAGUAUACCAAACAUUUGUAGCUCUGGCUGCUCAACUUCAGUCAAUACAUGAAAGUGCAAAGAUUCUAAAAGAGCAGUAUCUUAGCUAUCGUAAGACAUAUUUUGGUGAUACCACUGAUGUCUUUGAAGCAAGGCGUGCUGAAGCUAAGAAGUGGCAGAAUACUCCACGUAUCACAACUGGACCAACUCCCUUCAGCAUACCAAAUGCAGCGGCAGUUGCCAUGGCUGCAACAUUAACACAGCAGCAACAGCCUGCUACAGGACCACAACCAGCUUUGGGAGUUAACUUUGGAGCACCAUUCGUCUCAGGUAUUGGCACUGGCUUGCAGUCAAGUGGCUUAGGUUCUUCAACACUUGGAGGAUUUGGAAGUACUUCUGGCUUUGGAAGUAAUACUUCAGGCAACACCUCAUUUGGAUUCGGAUCAGCCACUAAACCCUCAGGAAGCCUCAGUGCAGGUUUUGGCAGCUCAACCACAUCUGGAUUUAACUUCAAUAAUCCUGGGAUCACAGCGUCUGCUGGCUUGACCUUUGGUGCAUCCAAUCCUUCAACGUCAGGCCUUAGCAGUAAUCCUGGGGGACAGCUACUUCAAUUGAAGAAACCACCAGCUGGCAACAAACGAGGCAAAAGAUAGAGAAUUAUCAGUUAGGACAGGGGCACAUAUUUCUUAAAAUAGGCAUGACUCAUGGUUCUGUGUCCCAAAUACGUUUUUUUAAUAGCUGUAGAUAGAAAACUACCAACAAAUAGAAUGUUUAUAUUUGACCAGGUGAGCUUUAAUCAGGGAUUCCUCAUUUUCCAGAAGGAAUCUGAUAUCAAUGAGUUUUCACAGUGAAGAUUAUAUUUUUGAAAGUAAGUUUGAGUUAUCAAGGUACUUUGGGUGAGAGCUUUGGUAGUGGUGACCUUCCUUUAAUAUAUAAUGUCUAUUUUUGUAAUGUUAAAGGAUACUCCAGUUGUAUGCCUUUAUUAGUAAGGGAGGAAGUGUGAUAUGUUGAGUUGGAUGAGAUUGCAAGUGAAUGUCACUGAUGUCCUAAAUUUCACCAUGUCUGUGCAUGAGGAGCUGCUUUGUGCAGACUUAGUUUGGUAUUCACUUUUCUGUAACUUUUCAAGGCCAGUUUUGUUUUCAAAAUAAUUUUCUUUGUGACUUCCAAGUUAUUUAUGUAUGUUUGUUUCAAAACUGUAGUUAAAUGGUCACGUAUAUGACAACGUAUUUGAAAAUUGUUGUGAAGUCUUGAAUUAGAAAAAAAUUGUAUUUGGAGGGAAAUUGUUAAUUUUGUUAAAAUAAAGCAACUUCUGCAAGUUUUA